Messenger RNA from Brassicogethes aeneus, 3228 nucleotides. The record is from the annotation of a GenBank genome assembly. Lineage: Eukaryota; Metazoa; Arthropoda; Insecta; Coleoptera; Nitidulidae.
CCACAAUCAGCUGUUUCAGCUGUCAGUUGUUUCUAAAAUGGCGUUUGUGUAAAGUGGACAAAGAAUAAGACAUUUUUUAGAGUCUUUUGAGCCAUUUUUCUAUUGAUUAUCGCGAUUGAAAGUGCAAAAAUUGUUUUGAAGGUGUUUUCGACAAAAUGUUGUCUCUUGAGGUUGUCCCAGAGCGUUCCUUAGGCUGUGAGCAAUGGGAAUUUGUUAUAGGAAUGCAUUUUUCUCAGGCUGUAUCAAUAAUACAGUCACAAGUUGGUAUUAUUAAAGGUGUUCAAGUUUUAUAUAAUGACAUUAAGCCCUUAGAAAUUGAUUUGGUAAUAAAUCUACCACAGGAUGGAAUAAGGUUAUUUUUUGAUCCAGUGUCCCAAAGAUUAAAAAUAAUCGAAAUUUACAGUAUGAAAUUAGUCAAGUUAAAAUAUUGUGGGUUGCCAUUUAACUCCCCAGAAGUGUUGCCAUCUAUCGAGCAAAUUGAACACUCUUUCGGAGCUACGCACCCAGGUGUCUACGAUUCCGAAAAGCAACUUUUCAUGUUGAAUUUUCGGGGACUUUCUUUUUAUUUUCCCGUGGAAUCCAAGUUUCAAACUGGGACGUCUCACAAUUUAGGUUCUCUGCAGUUUCCUCCAGGAAGCUCUCCCCUGGUGUCUAGGAUGUCAAUUUACAGCGGUCCUAGCCUAGACCAGGCGGUGGCUCCCGAGUUGCCCCUAUCUUGCUACCAUGGACAAUUAUACCUCCAAAAGGCGGAGGUUAUCAGGGGCGAGGGGUACACCAAGGGGCUAAGAUUAAUCCUUCUAACAGUGCCUCUUUCUAUUUACUUGCCCAGAAAAAAUUGUAAUAACAAUCGAAGAAUAGACUCAUCUAAGCUUCAAUUUGAAAGGAAGGUGCUUUUGGGACAUUCUGCGCAAGACGUAGCUACCGCUCUGGGCGCCCCUUCCAAAGUUUUCUUUAAAAGUGAAGAUAAAAUGAAGAUCCACUGCCCCAAUGCUCAUAGGCGCGUUUCAGCUUCAAAAAGCGAUUAUUUUUUCAAUUAUUUUACCCUAGGACUGGACGUCCUAUUUGACGCACGCUCUCAUUUAGCUAAAAAGUUUGUUCUUCAUACAAACUACCCGGGUCACUACAACUUCAACAUGUACAUGCGCUGCGAGUUUGAAGUGCCAUUAUCGGACAUGGAAGGCGCCACUAUCACAGCGUAUACCCAUUGGGAGGAUAUCUGCAAAAAAUUGGUACCAAGUGAUAGACCAGUGGUCCUGAACAGGGCCAGCUCUACCAACACCACCAACCCAUUCGGCAGCACGCUGUGUUAUGGGUACCAAGAUAUAAUUUUUGAGGUUAUGCCAAAUCACUACAUAGCCUCCUUAAGCUUGUAUGGUGACGGAAAACCUUUUCAAAAAGAGCAGCAGAUGGCGUGACAGAGGCUGUCGGCCACCUACCUCAUCCUAGAAAACAGGUACUGGCAACCCACCCUAGUUACUUAAACAAAAUUCUCCAGAAAAAUUCUCGCCCUGAAAAAAAAACAUUUUUUUUUGAAUGAAGUGAAACAGAAAUGUGUAAUUAGACCGACAUUUUUCUAUCACGACUGGAUCAUUCGUUUUUUGGUUUUUAAAUGGAUUUGUUUAUUUAAGUUAAGAGGAAAAUAAUAUAAAAAGUUUAAAAAGUGAAAAAUUUGUAAAAAAAAAUAUCUACGCUUAUUAAUUGUUUUUAGUUUUUAAGUUGUGUAAGUCCAGUCCAUGUAUAUUUCUUUGUAAGUGAAAAAUAUAGGGACUUAUAUAAUUGGGCCUAAUAUAAGUGGGCUACUUUUAAUUGUUGUUUAUUUUCAAAAUUUAUUUUUAUGUUGAUUUUUACAUUUUGAUAUAAAUCCUAGAAUGUUUGUAUUUAUUCAAUUGUUUGUGUUAUAUUUUUUUAUUAAUACUAAGAUUAUUUUUUUAUACAAGGUACACCAAGUAUUCUUCUAUGUAUGGGUAUCUUUUUUACUUGAAAAGCUACAAGGUCGGUUAAAUUAGAGAAAAGUUGCGUAAUUACGAGUCUGAGAAGCUCAUCACACAACAUUUUAUCUUCAAGUCAUAAUUUUAUUUAAUAAUAAUAAUAAUAAAUUUAUUGUAAAAUAGCAAGAAAAAAAUACAUUUUACAAAUGGUGUGAGUUCAGCAACAUGCUGUUCUACCACUGUACAAUUAUUAUAAUAAUAAUUAUUAAAUGUAGAACGUGAGGUUACAGAGAUCUAACAGUAGUCUAGAAGGUAAAAAACUUUACCUGAUUGGUCUCCUUAUUUUUACAGCCUAUGCGAAUAAUUAAUUACUUUAGUAGUGAGUGUUGACAAUAAAGUUUAAAUUAUGAACCCUUGAGGAUAAUAGUACCUAUAUUAUUAUAUGAGAGAUAAUGCAUGCUAAUAUUUUAUUAUAAUUAAAUAAUGCGCAUAAUCUCGAGUGUAAUACUAUACUAGGUAUGUAAUCAAAUUAAUAGAUAAUUAAAUUAAUUUCAAAAAUAAAUCUAUCAGAUGGUUAACAUCAUAUUCUACCAAAUUUAAAUAGUGCUACUUUUCCUCACGUGAUAGGCACAAUUUUUUUUCAGUUUUCUUUUGUAGAAAAACUAUUUUUUAUACAAGCGUGCGAAAAGUUGCUACUUUCCGCAAGUAUUUACUUUUCGCACUAAAACCAUGUUGCAUUCUAUCAUUGUGUCAUUUUUGUAAUGAAGGUAAAUUUGCUUAACUUUUUGACAGCCCUAGUUUACAAUGUAAAACUUACUUUUUCAAAAUCUCCCAGAAACAACAAAGUUAUAACGAUUUUUUGUUUUGACAGGUUUUUUUUUCAAAUAUUAUUUUAAAAACCCAUGUAAAUACUUUUCUCUGAUACAGCCGACCUUGUACCUCUUUAAAUAAAACGAAAAUACCCAUAUAUACUUGGAUACUUCAUGCAAGUUUAUAAAUUUGGUAUAAAAACCACAAUAGCUCAUAGUGAGAGGUAUUUUUUUUUAAUUUUACCAUAUUUCUUUAAAAUUGACUAACCCAUUGUGUUUUUUUCGAGUACCUAUUUAAGUUUAGUUUAGGUUUUUUCUAGUUUAAUUAAUUUAAAAAAAGUAUUCUUGGUGCUCGAAUUCUGCGUAUUUUUGGGGGCCAGUUAAAAAAUGUGUUCAUUUCAUUAUACAGGGUGACUUUUAAGUUGACGCGUUCCUUUAAACAGCGUGUAGAAAUCAGAUAGACAAAAUUUGUAUUUAAUAAAUAUUUUAAG